Guillardia theta CCMP2712 is the source of this 330-nucleotide messenger RNA. RefSeq lists its product as hypothetical. Lineage: Eukaryota; Cryptophyceae; Pyrenomonadales; Geminigeraceae. The transcript has a single exon. Bases 1 to 330 code for a protein of 109 amino acids. The record is from RefSeq and is a predicted model, not a curated record.
AUGUACAUAGCAGCGAUAGCGUGUAUACUAGCAGACUACAUAAACAUAAACCAUAGCACAGCAAUGCCCGCCUCCCCUCCCUCCUCUCCCGCUGCAGGUCGAUGGAGCCUGGCAAGAGUUUUGCAGGAGUGUCGUCGACGUGGGAGCCCCGAGGCAAGGGGAGCUCAGGGUGCGAGCUCAAAGAGCCUAGAGCGUCUCUGCAGCAGCAUGAGCCCGUCCCUCGAGCACUGGGAAGCACAGCAGCUGAGCUACAACGGAGUUGCAUACGUGAAUGCUCAGCGUAUGACGCUGCUUUAUUCGUGCUGCAUCCUAAGGCCUGCAGGGGGAUGA